CCGGGUGUGUUACCGAUACCUGUAGCUAACUUUCCGCAGUAAACAAGCUCCGAGGACUACGAUAAGCUACAGUGGUCCCAAAUGCCCGUGUUUUACCAGUCUUAAAACUGAUUAUUGGCGCGACUAACGCAUGCUGCGCGUCAAUAAAACUAUAGAAUUGUACUAAUCUUAUUCAAGCGGCGGGGUUUGUUCUUCUUAGCCGGCUAGCUUGCUAACCGUAGCAGAGGAGCAGCCUAGUUGGAGCCGAACAAACCUGAACGCGCAUGCAGGGCAGUAAUUUAGGACAUAAUUGGGACCUGAUCUCCUGCAUUGAUCUGUGUUAGAUGUCGCUGGUGGACCUGGGGAAGAGGCUGCUGGAGGCGGCUAGGAAAGGGAACGACGAUGAAGUCCGAACUCUGAUGGCCAAUGGAGCGCCGUUCACCACAGACUGGCUGGGGACGUCCCCCCUCCACCUUGCCGCUCAGCACGGCCACUACUCCACCGCAGACGUCCUGCUGAGAGCUGGCGUCAGCAGAGAUGCUCGUACCAAAGUGGACAGGACCCCGCUGCAUAUGGCAGCUGCAGAGGGACACACAGAAAUUGUGGAGCUGCUGAUCAGGAGCGGUGCAGACAUCAAUGCCAGAGACAUGCUGAAGAUGACGGCCCUUCAUUGGGCGGCGCAGCACGGAUACCAGAGCGUCUGCGAGACCCUCAUCAAACAUGGGGCUGACGUGCAUGCGCGCAGUAAAUUCGACAAGACGCCGUUUGACAUUGCGGCGGACAUCCAGAACACUGAGCUGAUGCUACUGCUGCAGGAGAGCAUGCAGAACCAGGUAAACAUGAACCAGGUGAGCAUGAAUGUCGAGACGACCAGCACCACCAACCAGCCACAGUUCAUAAUCCAGGGGAUCCCUGCCAUCCAGGGGGGGGUGGUGAACCUGGCGGAGCUGCUCAACAAGGCAAACGCAGGAGAAUCAGAGGAGGCAAUGGCUGCCAGUGCUCUUGACUCCAAUAUCCAGCAUACCGCUGUGGUCAACGAAAGUGGCCAGAGAGUCAUCACCAUUGUGACGGACCAGCAUGGCAACCUUCAGACUACAGGAGGGAUGUCCCAGCCCUUUUUUGUCACCAUGCAGCACGGGCAGCAGAUGCUUGCUGUGCCGGCCAACACGGUGACAGAGGAGGUGGUGACGGAGGAGCCUCAGCCUCCACCUUCCAGGAAGAGGAAGUUAGAGGUGACCAACAACCACAACGACACGGGAGAAACUGAGUUGCUGCAGAGACAACUGCUGGAAGCAAACAGGAAGGCUCAGGAGUAUCGCCAGCAGCUCCUCCGUAAAGAGCAGGAAGCCGAGGAGUACCGCAUGAAGCUGGAAGCCAUGGCUCAAAGUCAGGCCAACACCAGCAACGGCGGCACUGCCGUCAGCGCCGGAGCCAACGCCGCCAGUCCGGAGGAAGUGGUGGGAGGGGAGGAUGAGGAGGAGGGAGCUGCCAGCGUGGUGGAAGAGGAGGGAGAGAUGGUGGUGCUGCAGGAGGGAGGCAUCAUCAUGGAGGGGGAGGAAGGUCAGGUGACGCUUGUGGAGACGGGCGGGGAGGCGACGCAGGUCAGCUCCUAACGGAAGAGGGUUAGGAGCGGGGCGACGCAUCGUAACAGGAGGUGGCCGAUUAGACUCUGCAUUUAAUUGACAUGGAGAGGAAGGAGCUGACUCACCGCGGGGAAAUAACGUGUUUAGAAUAUCCCCAAAUAUCCGAAACAAAGAAGCUCAGCGGAGAGUGAUGGACCAACCAGGAUGAUGUAGUUCAGCUCUGCUUAAUUUGAAAUCCCUCAAUGGCUAGAUGGUAACAGAUCAGGUAGACAUUACGGACAACUACAGUUGACACGCCUGUUCCUUUCUUCCUGAACAUGGUCCAACAGAAAGGGAAAAGAUGCAUGAACCAUCAAGGAUCAGUACAAUAGUUUUCUCUACUUUGUCAUCUGCCGGCGAACAAUAACCUGGACGGUGAUGGGAGGAGAUGCAAGGAGACAAAGGUUUACGUUCCAUAACCAUCGCUACGACAACAUCCUGCUUCCCUGUUGGAAAUGUGACACAAAAGAAGCUUAGGCUUUUAGUUUGUCCUUUGUUACAGUUGCUUCCUCAUUCUGAUGACUUUGAAUGACUCAAUCAUACCCAUUUAUUUUAUUUUUCUACAUACAUUGUGUUUAGUAUUUGUCCGAGUUAGAUUUAUAGUCAGUUUCUGCUUGUUUUAUGGCUUCAUAACUGAUCUAGUCAGCUUGUCAGAAAAAUCUUUGCAGUAAUUGGAAACUACAGUAGUUCCUGCUUUACUGAUCCUCAUAACAGAAGCUUUCACUCACUCUGUUCUUUGGAUGCUUUCAGGUGGGAUUAUCUUUGUCAUUUAAUUGUGAACCCUACGCCCCGUCACACAACCCUUCUGGACUGGUUAAAUGGUGGGCAGC
This is a messenger RNA of Cyprinodon tularosa, 2431 nucleotides long. RefSeq names its product GA binding protein transcription factor subunit beta 2a (gene gabpb2a). Gene Ontology annotation, biological process: positive regulation of transcription by RNA polymerase II. Gene Ontology annotation, molecular function: protein binding; transcription cis-regulatory region binding. Lineage: Eukaryota; Metazoa; Chordata; Actinopteri; Cyprinodontiformes; Cyprinodontidae. The transcript is spliced from 8 exons. The coding region runs from base 324 to 1592 and encodes 422 amino acids. The record is from RefSeq and is a predicted model, not a curated record. Gene Ontology annotation, cellular component: nucleus.